Pectinophora gossypiella (pink bollworm) is the source of this 1658-nucleotide messenger RNA. RefSeq names its product DNA polymerase delta subunit 3-like. Gene Ontology annotation, molecular function: DNA-directed DNA polymerase activity. Bases 105 to 1493 code for a protein of 462 amino acids. The transcript has a single exon. Gene Ontology annotation, cellular component: delta DNA polymerase complex; nucleus. NCBI's taxonomy places the organism in Eukaryota, Metazoa, Arthropoda, Insecta, Lepidoptera, Gelechiidae. The record is from RefSeq and is a predicted model, not a curated record. Gene Ontology annotation, biological process: DNA strand elongation involved in DNA replication; DNA synthesis involved in UV-damage excision repair; DNA replication.
AAAAUACUUAACUGUCACUAGUGUGUGUCAAAAAGUGCGCCGAAAAACAUUAAUUAUCUUAUUGUAUUACGAUUUAUUACAAAAUCAAGGGAAAUCUUGCUGAAAUGGACGAAAAUAUGAUAGAAACAAAUUUAAACAUGAUUAAGGAAAUGAUAUUAGACGAGGAAAAGCUAGUCACGUACGUUUCUAUUAGUAAAGAUUUGUGUAUUCACGUAAACGAUAGCAAACAGUUGCUCACACAAUUUGUUGAAGAUAUAAAGAAAAAGCAGCCUAAAAUUGAUCUAAAUGUGAAUUACAUUCUGUCUGGAAUAACUGGGGAUAAUAAAGCUCGAACAACCGUUGUAAGUGAUAAAGAAGUAGAAGAUAUCAAGAAGUCUUUCAAGAAUGUGUUCUAUGUGCAUAUAUACAGUGUAAACAGAGGGUUACCGUCUGUAGAUAACGUAGCUUUCAUGGCAGUAAAUAAAUUUGAAGAUUACCCACUAUACACAGGCUUAAUAAAAAGCAGUACAUGUAUUAAAAGAACCUCUGAUGAAAUUGGAGGUUUGAUAUUAAACAACCAACAAAAUAUUGAAAUUGAACAAAAACCGAACAGUAUACCGCAGAAAAAAAUUAAUGUAGAGGCUCAGAAGAAAUCAACAGACCUGAAAAAUUUGGGUGCUCAUGUAUCAGAGGAUAAAAGUGUUACCAAGGUGCAUGAGUCUAAGUCUGAGCCAAGUAUUAAAAAAGAAGUUGUAUCUCCCAAAAAAGAUUUAUCGAAUAACACCAAAUCUAAGCCUGAUAAGAAAAAUGGUGCAAAAUCACAAAAAGGGAUUGCAGGAUUUUUCAACAAAUCAAAUAGCAUGCCUAAUAAAGUUACACCAAAGGACAAAUCUCCAGAGAAAAAAGAAGUUGUGGUUAAAAAAGAACCUUUUAAUAAAAGUGAUCAUGAAGAAAUGUCAGUUGAGGUUGAAAAAAUGGAUGUAGAUGAGGAAGUUGAAAAGAAAGUAAAGCAACCUGUUAUUAAAAAAGAACAAGUUAAUGGAAAAUCUAAAAAUAAAUCACUUACUGAAAUUAAAAAAACUGCAAAAGUUGAUAAGAAAAGGAAGAGAGUAUUACAUGUAUCUGAUAGUGAGAGUGAUGAAGAUAAAGACCCAUUUGCUGAUGAACCUGAAGGUCAGGAGUCAGAAGACGAAAUCCCACCCACUCCUGCAAUUAAUACUGUCAAGAUCACUUCAGGACUUGUUAACCCUAAGAAGAGGAGGAAAAUUGUGGAUAAAACAUACACAGAUGAAGAUGGUUACAUCUUAACCAAGAAAGAGGAAGUGUAUGAAAGUUGUUCAGAUAAUGAAGAGGAAACUAGUACAAAAGAAAAUAUCCAGAAUCCACCAGCGAAUACAAUAAAACAAGAAGUUACAAUAAAAGAGAAGAAAAGUGCACCAAAAGCUAAUAAAAAGGUAUCUCCACCACAAAAAGGAAAGCAGGCCACACUUAUGAACUUCUUUAAAAAAGUAUAGUUAGGAUUUUUGUAAUUUUUUUACAAUCAUGAGAUACAUUUCUAACACUAAACUUGUCACGGAAAUUGUGUUAAAUUGUGAUUGUUGGUUUAUAUUUGUAACUUAGUACUGUAACAUUAUAUUCCUCCAAACUGGUUAAUAAAUUAAAAGUUCACAAGAACUAAA